Messenger RNA from Seriola dumerili (greater amberjack), 1543 nucleotides. RefSeq names its product poly(A) binding protein nuclear 1 (gene pabpn1). The coding region runs from base 81 to 779 and encodes 232 amino acids. The transcript is spliced from 7 exons. The record is from RefSeq and is a predicted model, not a curated record. Gene Ontology annotation, molecular function: RNA binding. NCBI's taxonomy places the organism in Eukaryota, Metazoa, Chordata, Actinopteri, Carangiformes, Carangidae.
CCCACCCCCCUCCGCGUGAGAGUCGGGGCCUGUAGCAUUGGUUUGACCACGAGGAGCGUCGGUACAGCUGGAAUUCGGCGAUGGCGGAGUUCGGUAACGGACUGGCGGAGGAAUCCCUACUAGAUUCAGACCCCGGACACCCCGAGCUCGAAGACCCGGGCGUCGGUGACGAAGAACCGGGGUUAGAAGAGGGAGAGGCCGCGAUCGAAGACCCGGAGCUGGAGGCAAUCAAAGCUCGGGUCAGAGAGAUGGAGGAGGAGGCAGAGAAGCUGAAGGAGCUGCAGAACGAGGUGGAGAAACAGAUGAAUCUCAGCCCCCCACCAGUCGGCCCCGUCAUCAUGUCCAUCGAGGAGAAGAUGGAAGCAGACGGCAGAUCUAUAUAUGUUGGAAAUGUGGACUAUGGUGCCACAGCAGAAGAGCUUGAGGCUCACUUUCAUGGCUGCGGUUCAGUAAACAGAGUCACCAUCCUGUGUGACAAAUACACAGGGCAUCCCAAGGGGUUUGCCUACAUUGAGUUUGCAGACAAAGAGUCUGUGAGGACAGCCAUGGCUUUGGAUGAAUCCCUUUUCAGAGGAAGGCAGAUAAAGGUGGGCGCUAAAAGAACAAACAGACCAGGUAUCAGCACCACAGACCGCGGUUUUCCACGAGCUCGCUUCCGAUCACGGGGAGGAAGCUUCUCAUCGCGUGCACGCUACUACAGUGGCUACACACCACCCAGAGGCAGAGGACGGGCCUUCAGGGGCCGAGGGCGAACAACAUCGUGGUAUUCCCCUUACUAAACACCCCCCUCCCUCCCCAACACUCCCUUACUAUCAACCCUCUCCCCCUCUCUGUUCCCAUUCAAAAAAACACACACACACACACACGCACACACACAAUGAAAAAAAGUCUCCCCCUCCCCAACAUUAAAAGAAGAGACCCCCAGAAGAGAGAAAAAAGACAAAACAGGAAACCCUGUGGUGGACAGAGACUGACUGCCGCAGUGUGCGAUUGUGUGUGAGCGUGCGUGUGCCGAGGGUGAUGCGGUCAGCCCUGGUAAGGUAUCAGUUGGCCACUAGGGGAGAACAAGGUGGCAGACUUCUUUAUUGGUUUUUUUGGUUUUGGGGGGAGGGGGGGGGUAUGAUGGUAUCUCAGGCUGCAGAUGUGUCUCCUUUUGGUCUGGCUGUGACCUCCUGCUUUCACACCAUCACAGCCCACCCACUCACCCUCCACCACCACCAAAACAAGAAAAUAAACGUGGGGGUGGGGGGCAGCAAUGAGAAGAUAGUCUGUUCAUUUUAGUUUUUAAUGUACUGUACAUGUGAAACUUCCACCAGCCACAGUGUUGUUGUGUUUUCAGUUUGGAGUAUAUCAUUACCCUCCCACCUCAACCCCUUCUGCCAUCUGUCACCCCUCACAUCUACCCUUCAUUUAAUAAGCCAUGCUCUCCACCCCCACCCCUUCGCUCAUCACACCACAGAUUGUUUUUCUCUGGACAGUGAUGGACCUGCAGUGUUCAGUGGGGCUGUACAUGCAUCUUUUUUUUUUUUUUUCUUUCUUGUGG